AAGGGCAAGGAGGAGGAGCCCCGCCGAAGAGAGGAACGAUUUACAUGAUUUCUGGGGGGCCAACAGAUGGUGACUCGAACACAUCGAGGAAGGAGCAUGCGCGAGCGGUGAAGAGAAAGAGAGAGGAGGUGGGAAUAACAACGCGUAUGCCAGUAAUAAGUUUUAAGGCGGAGGAUGCCGAGGGGGUAGUUUUACCGCACAAUGACGCUCUGGUGAUAACCGCGGAGGUCGCGGAUUUUGACGUGAAGAGGGUGUUUAUUGAUACCGGGAGUUCGGUGGAUGUCAUGUUCUAUGAUUGUUUCGUGCAGAUUAACAAGGAGCUGAAUGUGGAGCUGAAGCCGGUAGCCACGGCGCUGUAUGGCUUUAAUGGAGGAGAGGUUAUGCCAAUGGGGGAGGUCAGUUUGCCCGUGGCGCUGGGGUCAGGGGAGUUGAGGAAGGUGCGCAUGGUCAGAUUCGUGGUGGUAGGGGCUGAGUCAUCCUAUAACAUCAUCAUGGGGUGGACGAGCUUGAACGCAUUCCAGGCAGUCGUGUCCACGUACCACAUGACGAUUAAAUAUCCGGUGGGCGAAAACGUAGGGGAGAUUGCCGGGGAUCAGCUCACUUCGAGAAGCUGCUACCAAACAACAGUUAGCAAUAACAAACAAUUGGCAAUGAGACAGGUCGAGUCGAAGGGAGAGGAAAUCAAUCGACCAGGAGGAUCAAG
This is a messenger RNA of Striga hermonthica, 703 nucleotides long. The record is from the annotation of a GenBank genome assembly. NCBI's taxonomy places the organism in Eukaryota, Viridiplantae, Streptophyta, Magnoliopsida, Lamiales, Orobanchaceae.